GAAAGAAACAACAAGCACCAAGACACCCAACACGCACAACGACCAAGGCCCGCAGAAGGGAGCAAAGACAGAAGCAGGCCAGGAGAUUGUCACGCACACGCUCUUUACUCAUUCUUCCAUCCAUCAUCCAAUCGCAAAAACACAACUAUGGACAAGCAGCGCCUGCCUACUUUAAUUGAAGUCCUCGCGCGUCGUACCCAGGCGCCCGUCGAUCUGUACAGCUUCUACAUCUACAUGCGCGACCAGCAACGCAGUGUCGACUACCUCGAUUGCUUCCUGGACAUCUCGCAGCAUCUUGCGCUCUGUCGUCUCUAUGUGCGUGAAUUGCGCCGAUCUGUUCUGGUGGCCACGCCUGAUGACUUGACACACGGCAUGCAAGACUCUGGUCUGCCACGUAGCCGCUCGCGCUUAUCUGGCAACGAGCUCAUCACGGAGAUGGGAAAUUUCAAUGAGCCUGAAGACCCACAUGUCUCGCCCUGGCUGCGUAGUAACAGUCGCCAGGAAGAGAAAAGGGUGCGCGAUGGCAAGCAGCAUGAAGAAGCGUACGAUGAUUUGGAGGACCGGAGGCACGAUGCCAUGUCAGACUACUCCGAUACGGGCUAUGACUACAAGCAAAACAGAAAUUCCUACUUGUCUGAUGGCAAUUUGGCAGGCGAGUCGCCCAAUCACACCAUCAACCGACGCGAUAUCCGGGCCUCUGCUGAGCGCAUCUUGUAUGCCUACUUGAUUCAAGGCUCCGAGCGAGAGAUUGCCCUGCCGCCGCACAUCACACGUGGGAUUGCUACGGCCAUUGAGGUGGAUGGGCGCGAUGAUCCGGAGGUGUUUGAUGAGGCGCGCGACUACAUUUUCCAGGCCAUGGAGCGUGAGGCCUUUCCUGGAUUCCUACGAUCUAAAGCACUGGGCAACUUGGUGCCGCUGAGUGCUGUGCUACGAUUACUGGUGGGCCUGCUUGCCCUGCUGGGUGGGCUAUGGACGGGCUUCUCCCUUGUGUUUUUGGACUUUAGCCGCGUGACGCGGGUGUGGGUGCUGCUGCCCUUCUUUGUGGGUACGUACUGCUGCCUGGCGUAUCAGUAUGAGUUGGAUGCGAUCUUGGCGAUGCUGGGUGUCUCUGAGUCUACGUUCUGUUCCUUCCUGCGGAUCAAGGAGCCGUAUGUGCGUUCCCUGCUGUUCAAGCGUGCGCUGUGGGUGCUGUUCCUUGCGCUGUUGCUGGCUGGGAUUUUGACGGCGUUGUUUGCUGCUGUGCCGUCUAUCCGGCUGUAGCCCUUUCCCUUUCUCUCUUACUCCCUUCUAUGUCUCUCCUGUAGUCUAUGCCUCUCUCGUGUCUCUGUCUAUA
Messenger RNA from Protomyces lactucae-debilis, 1333 nucleotides. RefSeq names its product RGS domain-containing protein. Gene Ontology annotation, biological process: intracellular protein localization. Gene Ontology annotation, cellular component: plasma membrane. The record is from RefSeq and is a predicted model, not a curated record. NCBI's taxonomy places the organism in Eukaryota, Fungi, Ascomycota, Taphrinomycetes, Taphrinales, Protomycetaceae. The transcript has 3 exons. The coding region runs from base 148 to 1260 and encodes 370 amino acids.